Molecule: messenger RNA, 1330 nt
Organism: Pristis pectinata (smalltooth sawfish)
Lineage: Eukaryota; Metazoa; Chordata; Chondrichthyes; Rhinopristiformes; Pristidae
Product: sperm acrosome membrane-associated protein 4-like
Exons: 3
Coding region: 1-384 (127 amino acids)
Source: RefSeq, a predicted model, not a curated record
AUGAAGUCUACCCAGCUUAUCUCCCUCCUCUGCCUGUUCUUCUCCAUCGGUGAAACUCUAAAAUGCUACACUUGCAUCUUUCCUGCUCUGACAUCAAGCGACUGCCUGAAGUUCCCAAGGAUGUGUAUGCCCACAGAGACCUGCUUCACCAGCAAAGCUGUUGGAAUGAAAGGAGGGCAGAGGCUGGUGCUCUACGAGAAGGGCUGCGUGUCCGCUUCCCUGUGUGGCAUCUGCGGGACCAAGACCGCCAUGGGCAUCGUCUUCUCCUACAACAACACUUGCUGUGACACCGAUCUGUGCAACGGGGGUGUGGGGGCCAGAGCCCUCCUGUCUCUGGCCCUUGGCAGUCUGUUCCUCACUGUCCUGGGUCCUGCCCUCCUGUGAGGAACAAGUUGGCGAGGCUUGUGCUGGGCCCUGGGUACCCGAGAACAAUCACCAGUCAACCAACUUAGAGUCAUACAGCACAGAGACAGGCCCUUCAGCCCAACUGGUCCAUGCUGACCAAGAUGUCCCAUCCAAGCUAGUCCCGUUUGCCAGCGUUUGGCCCAUAUCCCUCUAAACCUUUCCUAUCCAUGAACCUGUCUAAUUAUCUUUUACAAGUUGUUAUUGUACCUGCCUCAACCACCUCCUUUGGCAGCUCGUUCCAUAUACAGACCGCCCUCUGUGUAAAAAAGGUUGCCCCUCACUUUCCUAUUAAAUCUCUCCCCUCUCACUUUAAACCUACGCCCUUUAUUCCUUGAUUCCUCAACCCUGGGAAAGAGACUGAGUGCAUUCACUUUAUCGAUGCCCCUCAUGAUUUUAUACACCUCUAUAAGAUCACCUCUCAGUCUCCUGCACACGAAGGAAUAAAGACCUAGCCUGUCCAACCUCUCCCCAUAACUCGGUCCCUCAAGUCCCGGCAACACCCUCGUAAAUCUUUUCUCGCCAGUUUGAUAACAUCUUUCCUACAGCAGGGCGACCAAAUCUGAACAAUACUCCAAGUGUGGCCAUAAGACUUGACCAUAAAGGUAUAGGUGCAGGAUUAGGCCAUUUGGCACAUUGAGUCUGUUCCGCCAUUCAAUCAUGGCUGAUUUUUUUUCUCUCUCUCAACCCCAUCAACUUGGGCAGCUUUAAGGUAGGUGUUGCUCUCCAAGUCUCUGCAAUAUCAGGUGCUGUGCUAGAGAGCAUGGGAUGUUGCCUGGGGCAUUUUUCCCCCAGCAGUGCUCCACCAGAUGACCAUCAGCAUGACAUCCUCUCCAGCACUGCUCCCAUUGGCUGGCUGCCCCAACACUCUCCUGAAGCCCUGCCUCUCUAAGGCCAGUGUCAAUGUGGCUGGGUGAUUUUGGGCAGG